CUUGAUAAGAGAAGACUUUGGGCCCGGCAAAUCUUAUCUGAUCAGGAGUGAAGUUCAGGUCCUGUUCACCCCGCAGACCCACGGACACCUCCCUGAAUUAAUCCUCCUUCCCCGGCGCCGCUUUACUAUGUGUGGGCGGAGCCAGGUGGGAGUGGGCCUGUUUAAUACAGAUGCGCUCCUCGGUGUGCAGCCCUGCGUUCAGCGGCGAUCGGACGGUUCGGUUCGGAACGGAGCAGAGCGGCAGACGGGAACCAUGACUGCACCCAGCAACAACUACGACGUUGUGGUGAUCGGAGCGGGGAUAUCAGGUUUGAGCGCUGCAAAGCUGCUAAAAGCGAGCGGGCUGAAUCCUGUAGUGCUGGAGGCCAGGGAUCGAGUCGGCGGCCGCACCUUUACUGUCCGGAACAAGGAGGCGAAGUGGGUAGACCUCGGCGGGGCCUACGUCGGACCGACUCAGAACCGCAUCCUACGGUUGGCUAAAGAGUACGGCGUCAAGACCUACAAAGUCAACGAGCAGGAACACCUGGUGCAUUAUGUCAACGGAAAGUCGUACCCGUUCAAAGGCUCUUUCCCUCCCAUGUGGAACCCCAUCGUCUACAUGGACUUCAACAACCUCUUCAGGACGAUGGACGAGAUGGGCCAGGAGAUUCCCAGAGAGGCGCCCUGGAGAGCUCCCCACGCCUCAGAGUGGGACAACAUGACCAUGCAGGAGCUGUUCAACAAAAUCUGCUGGACCAGUGCAGUUCGCCGCUUCGCCACCCUGUUUGUCAACGUGAACGUGACCUCUGAACCCCACGAGGUGUCGGCCCUGUGGUUCCUCUGGUACGUGAAGCAGUGCGGGGGGACGAUGAGGAUCUUCUCCACCACCAACGGCGGGCAGGAGAGGAAGUUUGCGGGCGGCUCCAGUCAGAUCAGCGAGUGCAUGGCCAAAGAGCUGGGUGACAGGGUGAAGCUGCAGUCGCCCGUCUACAGGAUCGACCAGACCGGAGACGUGGUCGUCGUGGAGACAGUGAACAAAGAGACUUACACGGCCAGAUACGUCGUCGUGGCAACGCCACCCGCCCUCAACCUGAAGAUGCACUUUAACCCCGAGCUGCCGCCCCUCAGGAACCAGCUGAUCUACCGCGUGCCCAUGGGCUCCGUCAUCAAGUGCAUGGUCUACUACAAGGAGAACUUCUGGAGGAAGAAGGGUUACUGCGGCACCAUGGUGAUCGAGGAGGAGGGGGCUCCUAUUGGCCUGACUCUGGAUGACACAAAGCCUGAUGGGACCGUCCCCGCUAUCAUGGGGUUCAUCUUGGCUCGCAAGUGCAGAAAGCUGGCAGACCUGAGCAAAGAGGAGAGGCUCAGGAGGAUCUGUGAGAUUUACUCCAGAGUGCUGGGCUCAGAUGAGGCUCUCCACCCGGUGCACUACGAAGAGAAGAACUGGUGUGAGGAGGAAUACUCCGGCGGCUGCUACACAGCUUACUUUCCUCCUGGAACCCUGACCCAGUUUGGCAGGGUUCUGAGGGAGCCUGUUGGCAGGUUGUACUUCGCCGGCACGGAGACGGCGUCAGAGUGGAGCGGCUACAUGGAGGGGGCGGUGCAGGCUGGGGAGAGGGCCGCCAGAGAGGUCCUGUGUGCGAUGGGUAAAAUCCACCAGAGUCAGAUCCACCAGCCAGAGCCUGAGAGUCAGGAAGUUCCUGCCCUUCCGUUCGUCACCAGCUUCUGGGAGAGGAAUCUGCCGUCGGUCGGAGGUUUCCUCAAACUCACGGGCGUCUCCGCCGUCCUGUCGGCCGCCGCCGCAGCGGGCCUGGUGGCCUACAAAAAGGGCCUCUUCCCCAGGAGUUAAACUGCCUACACCUCGUCUGCAACUCAACGGGACACAACUCAAUAGAAACCGUGUUCAUGCACUUCUGGGGUUUUUUUUUGUUUUUGUAUUCUUUAUUGGGGGAUUUUGAAACGCCAGGCCAUGAAAGGCAGACUCUCCAAAUGAAGCAAAAUCAGAUUCACUUUCAGGGCAAAGAGUGAGCUGUUGUUUAGUCUCAGAGAGAAGAAGAGCUAACUGUUUAAUUAGCACUUAAUCUGUAACUCAGAUUACUAAACCAAUGAAGGAAAAGCAAUCUGGAAUCAAAAUAAAUAUUCUCUACUAAUGUUCCACAUAUUCAUCCUUCUUUUGUGUGUGUGUGUGUGUGUGUGUGGGUGUGUAAGCUCUGUCUGUUUGCAUGUGCCUUUGUGAGUGUCUGUUUGUUGAAAUGUGUGUAAGCAUUUCUGUGUGUGUGGGUGCGUGUGUGUGUGUGUGUUUCUAUUGUCUCUAAUUACCUCAGCUGAUUUUAGGUGCUGGUUCAUUCUGACCUUUCUUGCUUAAUGAGAUCCAGUAACACUGAAAGUGAGUAGGGCUGUGCCAUCAUCAGUUCUAAUAUCAUAGAGGACAAUCAAGAUUAAAUCUGUUUUUCUUUUUUUUUUUUUUUUUUUUUGUCAUUUUGUGACCUGAAUGUUUCAUUAAAACGUGAAGAAAAGAAAAAUAAAACAGCAGCUCAGUGACAUAGUGUGUCUCUUUGAGCCAUUCUUGCUGCUGCUGCUGUAAGUUUUUAUCUGAGCUUUAGCGCUAAUCGGUCUUCAGUAUUUACCGUGUCCCGGUAAUGUUAGCUUAACAGUAGGGUAUUCUCAAGUUCAAUGUUUGAUUUAUGUCAUAAAAAUGUGGUUGUAUAUGUAAGAGAAGUUACUCUGGCAAAGUUGACAGAAUUUUCCUGGAUGACGUGACAGGACAAAAUUUAUGUUUGUUUGGUUUUUUUUAAAUCUAAAGGAAGCCAAUCUAAAGUAACCAUUCAUUUAUUGCCUAAACUAAUUUACAUCCAUGGCAGUUAGCGGGGCUGAUGGUGUAGAUAGUGGGGAAGCGGGGUUGUUACGGCGUGCAUCUCCAGCCAUCAUUGGUAAAGAGCUGUGGUCACUCUAUGGAUAAAUUCCUAAGUCACGGCUAAGUUUUGGAAAUGUGUGAAAAUCCAGGGCCAUUUUUCAGUUGAGUUGUAAUUGAUGAACAACUGUUCAGCUCCACACCGCAGAGAUAGCUAGGCAACAGCUGGCUAGCUGUAGCUGCCUGUGGCUAAUUAAUUCAUUAACUGUAGCUAGUUUUAAGUUGUACGAUGUCCCUAUCUGGAGCAAAUUAAGCUAGUUGGCUGUAGCCUGUUAUCUGUAGCUAACUGUGGACAAUAAAUCGUGAGGCUAGCUGUGGCUAGCUAGCUGUAGCUAUCUUUGGUUGAUCAUUUUUAAAACUAACUGUGGACUUUGGGUUGUAUCUAGCCAGAGAAAACUGUCAAAACUUGUGGCUAUUAAAAAGGUAAAGCUGGCUGUGUUCUGUUGGCUGUAACCAUUUAUAGCUAAUAAAUUAUAACGCUAGCUCUGAGUUAUGAGCGCUCCCUAGCUAAAUAUGUUAUAGUGAUAACUGUGUAUUCGAACAGUUUUCUUGAACAUCCUGCGAUAGUUUUCAUUUUCACUGUUAUAAGCUGAACUCCUGGUAUUCCCCGACGUUAAGAGAGCACAGCUGUCCAUGAUUAGCUAAAAUCCACAAAUACUCAAAAAAAAUGCUUAGAACUGCAUAAUUUAGUAAUUCACAUACCAAAUAUACAUAAAUAAGCAUCAGUGAGCACCGUGGAAAUUGUCUGCAGUGGGUAUCAUACAGCCUUCCUUUUUUGCACUCUUAAAAUUUUAUCCACCAAUCAGCGCCAAGAAAAAUAAAUGCAGCUUCUGGAUUGGUUGCUUUGCAAACACCAGCCAACUAGUGUUGGCUGGUGAACUACAAAAAAAAAAUACAGUGAAUAGAUGGAUCUGCAAAUUGUGAACAAUGAAUAGGGCUCCACUGUAACUGAAUUCAGUUAUUAGAGAUGGAAAAAUCCUCGUAGUCACCUAAAGUUUGCUAACACCUAGCAUAAACCAAAAUAGUAAUUUUAGUGUUAGUUUAAACUAAAAGGUGUAAGCAGAACGGAGUUCAUUUUUCUCCCCCUUUCAAUUACCAUAAUACAGAACAGAUCUUAUGUGUGAAAAUGUUCAGUUGCAAAUCUGCAAUAAAGCUUCAACUUUGUGGUAAGAACUGCAUUAUUUUAAACCUAAGAUGUAAAAACCUAAAGAUAUUUUACUGAUUUAAGACUGAAUUAAAAAUAACAAAAUACAGGCUGGGGUUUCCUAAGGAAAGUCACAUUAGAAGAAGCCGAUCUUUUGAGGAGAACUUGAGUCGGUCGUGUUAAGAGAAGUGUACAGUGUGUGGCUACAGUGAGGUUCGUGUUCUUGUUCCAAAGACGUGUUUGUGACUGUACUUGUGUCUGUUGUGCCUUAAUGGACGUCUUGGUGUUUUGUCAUUUUUCUCAAGUGCCUGUGUAACUUUGACUGUUUCGACUACCUUUCCCAACACACUGUUGUAGAUAACACCCACCAGGUCGCUGCCUCAAGGCAUCUUCAGUGACGCUCAACUCAAAAUUCGAUUUUUAAAUGCCCCCUGCGUUACCUGAGUUCUACCCUCUUAAUAAACUUGACUCAGGUAAAGCCAGGCGUAUGAAGUAGCACUCUGACCGUUGGUGUGAUCUUAACUUGUCUCCAGCGGAACCGAGUUCGUGAGCGUUUUGUAUUGUGAUUGCAGUGCUUCACCAUGUGUCCCCUCCGCCAUGUUGUAGCGUCCUCGUGUCUUCAUGGUCGCCUCCUGUCUCACAUCCAACCACCAGUAGAGGUUUGCCAAGCUUAAUGUUGAAGAAAGGAUCUGUCAGUACCUGCGUUUCCAUUACUAACGUGCGAAAAACUUUGGGUUUUUUUGACAUUAGUUGUAUAUCGACAAUUUCACAAUCGGGUUGUUUCUGUAAAAUAAAAAAACACAAAAUCACAAGUGAAUAGGUUUGUCCAUGCGAUAAGUCAUCAGAGAUCACAAUACCUUGAUAGUCCAAACAUUGCAGUUUUGUGAAAUAAACCAAUUUUGAUGCGAUCGGAAAAAAAAAACCAACUUCAUGCUAGCGCCAAAACGUUUUAACGAAAAAUGAGAGCUUUUCCAAAUUUGCCACGUUUCCACUAAGCAACUUCACGUUUAAAAUGUAAAAUUGUGCAAAUGGAAAUGCAGCUGGUGACGUUGCUCACAUUUGAACCCAUCUUGUUUAGUCGGCUGAUGUUACGCCAGCACUCUCUGUAGGUCUGUCAUUUGAGAACUACAGCGCCGACACCAAACCAUCAGCAAACAUAACCUACAUGGUCAAGUCCUUGUUGAUUUCUUUCUUUUUUUUACUGAUUGUUUUCCUUCUUCACCUGAGGUGCACACGAACCUCCCCAAACUAAUAAUCCUGUAACCCGUUCUUUGAUGUCUUUGAUUCCUCAAAGCAAGCUGGUGAUAUUCAAAAUGUGAAAUAAAUCCUAAUUUCAUCUGA
Messenger RNA from Poecilia reticulata (guppy), 5375 nucleotides. RefSeq names its product monoamine oxidase (gene maoa). The record is from RefSeq and is a predicted model, not a curated record. Gene Ontology annotation, cellular component: mitochondrion. Gene Ontology annotation, molecular function: flavin adenine dinucleotide binding; primary methylamine oxidase activity. Lineage: Eukaryota; Metazoa; Chordata; Actinopteri; Cyprinodontiformes; Poeciliidae.